AUGGCCACGUUUGCCGCCCACGUGCUGAAGGGCCAACCACCGGAGUACGGAUUUCUUCGCCGCAAGCUCAAAAUUUCCAGCCCUGACAUGACGGUGGAACCCGUGUGUAGCGAGGUGUUGAUGGAGGAGCAGACUCUCUCCAUCGAAGAGAGUUACAAGCAGAUCACCAGCGAUGCAUCUGCUUUCUUGGGCGCUGUCAACACCAUCGUGGCUACAACGGGGGUCAACGGGAAGGAAGGCAAAGGGGGAAGGGAGCAGACGGACAAGAAGAAGGAUGGAAAGCGGGAGAAGAAGCGAGCCCCCUUCAAGGGGCGCUGCUACAACUGCAAUGAGGAGGGGCACAUGGCUGCCAAGUGCCCCAACAAGAAGAAAGAUACAACGCCCGCGGCAGCCGCGAACGUAGCUGAAGGAGACGGGAAGGGCGUGGCGCUCACCGUUGCGUGUUCGGCUGCAAAGUUCCUUGACUCAGGAUGCUCCCAACACAUGACCGGCCGCAAGGAGUGGUUCACGGUGAUCCGUGACCCAUCCGCAACGAAAUCAGUCAAAGGGUUUGAUGGUUCUAUGCAGGAAGUUGCCGGUGUUGGUGAGCUCUUGGACAAGGGAGCAAAGCUGCAAACCGAGGAAGGUGUCACUUGCAUCAUCGCAUCAGGAGGUCAAGUGGCUGCAACGGCACGAUACCGCCAUCGCCUUCACUGCCUUGACCUUAAACCAGGGCCAGCAAGGAACGGUGCAGCGGCUGCAGCGGCAUGCAAUGGCACGGCGGCUGCAGCGGCAUGCACCAAUAUGGCGGGUGGAGCGGCGAGCUACAGCACAGGGGCUGCAGCAGCAUGCAACGGCACGGCGGCUGCAGCGGCAAGCAAUGGCACGGCAGCUACAGCGGCAUGCAAUGACACGGCGGCUGAGGUGGCAUGCAACGGAAUGCCUAAGGCAUUUGCUGAGUGGACAGCCACAAACAGUGGCAUGCUAGGCAUGGACCUAGAGAAAGGAGGGGAGGACACGUCGAGCGCCUCCUCCCAAGAAGCCAAACUCACUCAUCAAACGCUUCCGCUGCCUGACGAGCGAGAGGGGGAGGUUCUUGGGAUGGUCCAUGGCCUUGGGCAGAAUCAACCGCCGUCACGUACCGUCAUCAUAAUCCCAGUGCCGUCCGUGCAAGGGGGCGAACAACCGUUUGAUCGUCCGGUUGACCCUGCGGGCAGCAACGCAACCAUGGCUCCGCCAGCUCUCUGUCCAUCCUUAGCUGCUGACUUGGCACCUGUGGGACCAGAGGUUGGUCCCUCUGCGGAUGAAAGUUGUGCAGCUGAUGAAGAUAAGGAAGGAGAGGCAACGGACCUGAAAUCAGCGGCAACUCAUGGGAAGGACCCCAUACCCACGGUUCCGCCCCUCCAGCCCACUCCCCCACACCCAUGUCAUUCUAGCAGGUCCAACAAGGGCAUGCCACCUGUUUGGCUUCCCGCAUCCACCAUGACGGCCUCGGAUGCGGUUGAUGGCAACAACAUGUACGGCAUUGCAUUCCUUGCAGGAGGUGCUUAUGGCACAGACAUCUACUAUGAUGUGGAGUACUUGGAUGAGGCUGAUGAGGAGGAAGGGGGAUUGAGGAGCAUCAUCGUCAACCUCGGAGUAACCUUGACCGGACCUGAAGGCAUGGUGGUGGACAAAGGUCUCCUCGUGGUGGAAUACAUGUCAUCCACGGAAGGCUAUCUUGGUCUGCAGAUUGUGCGCGACCACCCCAACAAAACACUCCUCCUUCACCAGAAUGCGUACGUGGCAAAGGUGCAGCAGCGGUUCUUCAAGGGGGCGCCACCAAAGAAGCAGCCGAUCACUCCUCUCUCCUCUGCCAGCUUUGCCAAGCAGGAUGCCGGGCAGUUUGCCAACCGUACCAUGAGCGAGUACUUGUCAAUUCUCGGCAUGGACCGAUGCGCAUUGGCAUGA
Closterium sp. NIES-65 is the source of this 1929-nucleotide messenger RNA. Lineage: Eukaryota; Viridiplantae; Streptophyta; Zygnematophyceae; Desmidiales; Closteriaceae. The record is from the annotation of a GenBank genome assembly.